AUGUACGGCGCGAGCGGAGGCCGCGCCAAAUCUGAGAGGAAAAGCGGCGCGAAGGAGGAGGCCGGGCCCGGCGCUGCCGGCGGUGGGGGAAACCGAGUGGAGUUGCUGGUUUUCGGCUAUGCCUGCAAACUCUUCCGGGACGACGAGCGGGCCCUGGCCCAGGACCAGGGACAGCAUCUCAUCCCCUGGAUGGGGGACCACAAGAUCCUCAUCGACAGAUACGAUGGGCGUGGUCACCUGUAUGACCUUUCUGAGUACGAUGCUGAGUAUUCCACCUGGAACAGAGAUUACCAGCUGUCGGAAGAGGAGGCACGAAUAGAUGCCCUGUGUAAUGAAGAGAGGUAUUUAGCCUUGCAUACGGACUUGCUUGAGGAGGAGGCAAGGCAAGAGGAAGAAUACAAGCGAUUGAGGGAAGCUCUGGCCGAGGAUGGGAGCUAUCAUGCAGUGGGGUUCAGUUAUGCCAGUGAAUACUAUGACCCCUCAGAACCCACAGAGGAAGAAGAGCCGUCCAAACAGAGAGAGAAAAACGAGGCUGAAAGUAUAGAGGAAAAUGAAGAGCCAUUCGUUGCCCCUAUAGGAUUGAAUGUCCCGCCUGACGUUGAACUGCCACCAACGGCCAAAAUGCACGCCAUAAUCGAGCGCACAGCCAACUUCGUGUGCAAGCAGGGUGCCCAGUUUGAAAUCAUGCUGAAGGCCAAGCAGGCCCGGAACUCACAGUUUGACUUCCUGAGCUUUGAUCACUACCUCAACCCCUACUACAAGCUCAUCCAGAAAGCCAUGAAAGAUGGCCGUUACACCGUGCCGGCUGAGAGCAAAAGUGAGGAGAAAAAAAAAUCGGGGAUCACCUCUGACAAUGAAGAUGACGAUGAUGAAGAAAAUGAUAAUUACCUGCAUCCGUCUCUCUUUGCUUCCAAAAAGUGCAGUCGUCUUGAAGAGCUUAUGAAGCCUUUGAAGGUGGUGGAUCCUGACCACCCUCUUGCUGCACUCGUCCGUAAAGCCCAGGCGGACAGCUCCACACCCACUUCCCAGGCGGCCGAGGGCACCACUGCACAGCCCCCUCAGGUGGAAUACACGGCAGACUCGACAGUGGCGGCCAUGUACUACAGCUACUACAUGCUGCCUGAUGGUACCUACUGCCUGGCCCCAACCCCUCCCGGGACCGAUGUGGCCACUUACUACAGUACCUUGCCUGCUGGUGUGACCGUGUCCACCUCCACUGGUGUGACGAACACUGCCCCCCCACCUCCUGGGACCACGCCGCCACCACCCCCGUCCACUGCAGAAACAAGCAGUGGAGUGACCUCUACGACCACCACAACAAGUGCCCUUGCCCCUGUGGCUGCCAUCAUCCCCCCGCCCCCAGACAUCCAACCAGUGAUUGACAAGCUGGCCGAGUAUGUGGCCCGGAACGGCGUGCACUUUGAGACCAGCGUGCGCGCCAAGAAUGACCAGAGGUUUGAGUUCCUGCAGCCCUGGCACCAGUACAAUGCGUACUAUGAGUUCAAGAAGCACGUUUUCCUUCAGAAGGAGGGGGCCGACAGCUCGCAGGCUGCAGCAGCUCGCGAGGAGGCUCCAGCUGAGUCAAUAUCUGAGAAACCCAGGGAGGCCCUGGACGAUGGGGUAUCUGAAGACGUGGCCGAGGGAGCAGCAAGAGGAGGCCCAGGGAAGAAGGAAGCAGCCUCUGGCAAAGCCAUUCCUGAUGGGAAACUGGUGAAAGCUUCCUUUGCUCCAAUAAGCUUUGCAAUCAAAGCCAAAGAGAGUGAUCUGCUUCCCCGGGAAAAAAAUCGUGUUAAGCUGGAUGAUGAUAGUGAUGAUGAUGAAGAAUGCAAGGAGGGCCAGGAAAGUGCUAGUACUGCUGCCAGCGCCAGCCCAGCCGUCGUCCUGCCCUGUGUGGUUGUUGAGGAGAAGAAGCCUCCACUCACCCAGGAGGAGCUUGAAGCAAAACAAGCAAAGCAAAAGCUGGAGGACCGCCUCGCAGCUGCUGCCCGAGAAAAGCUAGCCCAGGCCUCCAAGGAGUCAAAGGAGAAGCAGCUUCAAGCUGAGCGUAAAAGGAAAGCUGCAUUGUUUCUGCAGACCUUGAAAAACCCCCUAACAGAAGCAGAAGCUGGCAAGAUGGAGGAGAGUCUGCUCACUGUGGAGGAGGCCAGCACCUCGCCCUGUGUGCUGUCAGCUGCAGGGAGACCUCUGCCUCCUUUGGAAGAUAAACAACCAGACAGGCCUCUCAGCAGAAGCCGGGAUCCACCCCGAGAAGAAGAGAAGGAGAAGAAAAAGAAGAAGCACAAAAAACGGUCUCGGACGAGAUCCCGCUCACCCAAGUACCACUCAUCAUCUAAGUCCAGGUCCAGGUCACACUCGAAAGCCAAGCACGCCCUCCCCAGCGCCUACCGGACAGUGCGGCGGUCGAGAUCAAGAUCUAGGUCUCCUCGGAGAAGGGUGCACUCCCCGGAGCGGCGACGGGAGGACAGGGGUGUCCCCACUGCCUACCGUGUGAGCAACAGCCCCAGGGUCAGCCACAAACGGAUGCGCUCCAGAAGCCCCCAUGAGAAGAAGAAGAAGCGGCGGUCACAGUCAAGAACCAAGUCCAAGGCUCGUUCUCAGUCGGCAUCCCCGAGCAAGCAGUCUGCUCACAGGACGUCGGCACAUUCAGCUAGCAUCUCUCCUGUGGAGAGCCGGGGGUCCAGCCGGGAGCGCUCCAGGGGCGUUUCUCAGGAAAAAGACGGUCAGAUCUCCUCAGCAAUUGUCUCCUCCGUGCAGAGCAAAAGAACUCAGGACCUUAUGGCCAAAGUGAGAGCGAUGCUUGCAGCUUCCAAAACCCUGCAGACCAGUGCCUCCUGA
This is a messenger RNA of Elephantulus edwardii (Cape elephant shrew), 2835 nucleotides long. It is a transcript of the gene SFSWAP, whose product is annotated as splicing factor, suppressor of white-apricot homolog (Drosophila). Lineage: Eukaryota; Metazoa; Chordata; Mammalia; Macroscelidea; Macroscelididae. The record is from RefSeq and is a predicted model, not a curated record. The transcript is spliced from 18 exons. Gene Ontology annotation, biological process: RNA processing; mRNA 5'-splice site recognition. Gene Ontology annotation, molecular function: RNA binding. Bases 1 to 2835 code for a protein of 944 amino acids.